UUCAAAAUGGUCCAAACGUGAUCAUCGCUCCUCACUCUCAACUCUCCACCUCCAUCUCACUGAGUAAGGGAAGCCCACUGACGCAGUGUAGUCGCCCAUCCCUGAGUAGUUUGUCCUGUUCCAGUGGAAGGAAGAAGAUGUGGAUGCGACUGUAUACAUGUUGCUGCCUGCUGAUGCUCAUCCGUUGUUCUGCUGUGUCAGCGUAUGAAUGCGACUCCAGUCAGCUGAAGUGUGCAAACGGCAGGUGCAUUACCCGCAGGUGGAUUUGUGACGGGACAGACGACUGUGGUGAUGGAACCGAUGAACUACCUGAAACAUGCGCGGCCAAAAUGUGUCGCGAUACAGAGUUCAGCUGCGGUGGCCCUGAGCGUCAGUGUGUACCGCAGGGCUGGCAUUGUGAUGGCGCAGAUGACUGCAACAACGGCGCAGAUGAGAAAAACUGCACAAUAAAGCAGUGCACGGACAACCAGUUCCGCUGCACCACGGGACAGUGUCUAUCCUCCAACUAUGUGUGUGACCGUGACAACGACUGUCCCGAUGGCUCAGAUGAGGCUUUCUGCCCGAAGACGACGUGCAGCCCAGUGGACUUUCAGUGCAACAACUCAAUGUGCGUACACGAUAGGUGGCGCUGCGAUGGUGACAAAGACUGCACUGAUGGAUCUGAUGAGUGGCCAGAGAACUGUGCGGACAAGCAGCCUGACAAGAAGACUUGCGCGUUGAAUGAAUUCCAGUGCGCUGAUGGCGAUUGCAUACACGGCACCUGGCGCUGUGAUGGCAGCUCGGACUGCCAGGAUCACUCAGAUGAAGUCAACUGCACUCGCCCUACUUGUCGCCUUGAUGAGUUCCAGUGUAGUGACGGUGCCUGUAUCUAUGGCAGCCGUCAGUGCAACAAAGUGCACGACUGUUCAGACGGUAGCGAUGAGUUGGGCUGCGAAGCAGAAAAUGCCUGUGAUGGCCCCACUCAGUUCAAGUGUCUCAGCGGGGAGUGCAUCAGCAUGACGAAGGUGUGCGACAGUCAAAGAGACUGCCGAGAUUGGUCGGAUGAACCAGCUUCUGAGUGCCACAACAACGAGUGCUUGAGUGGAAAUGGUGGCUGCUCCCAUGGCUGUACAGAUCUGAAGAUCGGCUACAGCUGUUCCUGCCCUGCAGGAUACACACUGAAGGCGGACAAAAAAAACUGUGAAGACAUCGACGAAUGUGCAGAGCCGGAUAUUUGCAGCCAGAUUUGCAUCAAUGAGCCCGGAACCUACAAGUGUGAUUGUAAAGAAGGCUAUGCCAUGGAUCCUGUUAGGAAGACCUGCAAGGCUGAGUCAGGCACCACCCCCACCCUAUAUUUCACCAACAGACAUGAGGUCAGGAAGAUGACAUUGGAUCGCAGCGAGUAUGUGUGUGUAAUGGACGGGCUGAAGAACGCAGUGGCUCUAGACAUUGACAUGCCCAAUAAGAUUAUCUUCUGGUCAGACCUUUCCCACAAGAAAAUCUACAGCUCCAAGAUAGACAUGGCCGCCAACUUAUCUCAGCACACCGUGGUGAUUGACACUGGAAUCGAGGCCCCAGAAGGGCUUGCGGUCGACUGGAUCCAUGGCAAUAUCUACUGGACCGACAGUUCUUUGCACUCCAUUUCCGUGGCAACAACAGAUGGCAGCAAGAGGAAGACACUGAUCACAGACAACCUGCAGAAGCCAAGAGCCAUUACAGUGGAUCCACUGAACAACUUCAUGUACUGGACUGACUGGGGCAAAAAGGCAAGGAUAGAGAGGAGUGGCUUGAAUGGAGCCGACCGCAUCACCUUGGUUUCGGACAACAUUGUGUGGCCGAAUGGAAUAACCCUUGACAUGGUCAACCAGCGACUCUACUGGGUGGACUCCAAGUUGCACACACUCUCCAGUGUAGAUGUGAAUGGAGGGACCAGGCACACUGUCAUUCUGAAUCAAGAAAAGCUCGUACACCCCCUCUCUCUGACUGUUUUUGAGGACAAAGUGUUUUGGACAGACACAAGCAACGGGGCAGUUUUGAGCGCUAGCCGUAAGACAGGAAGAGAUAUUAAGGAGAUGGAAAGAGACCUGGACCACCCUGAAGACAUUGUCCUCUACCACAACCUCAAGCAGCCAAGCGGUCCAAACUGGUGCACAGGGAGUAACACUAUGAACGGAGGCUGUGAGUACUUGUGCCUUCCUGCCCCUGUCAUCAACCAACACUCUCCUAAAUACACCUGCGCCUGCCCUGAUCACUUGACCAUGGCGCCCGACAUGAGGAAAUGUGUGGCAGACUCUGUUGCGCCUCCUGCUGUAGGCAACAAUAGUGAUCCAAACAACCAGGCUGUUACUACAACCAUAGAGGCUAAAACAACCACGAAGACCUCAACUAUUAAAGCCCUGAAGCCCAACGUCUCCUCUCUACAGCCUUCUGUCAAUAGACAUAUUGAUGUGCCUGCAGAGGCAGAGUCGUCCCACCCUGCAGCUCUCUACAUUGCAAUUCCAACUGUGGUCCUGAUCUUGCUGGUGUUUGGUACAGUGUUGCUAUGGAGACACUGGCGACUGAGGAACACAAACACCAUCCACUUUGUCAAUCCUGUUUAUCAGAAGGCCACGGAGGAUGAGGUGCACAUAUGCCGAAACAACCCGGAAGGCUACGUGUAUACUCAGAGACAAACCCUUUGUAUGGAGGAUAUUGAUGUGGCUUGACCCUGAACGUGUAAAAGUGAAGGUUUUGAGGGGGGUUUCCAGCACAAAAAUAAGGCCAUGUUUCUUUUUCAACUUCAAUCUUCCAAAGAAGCACCAAACUUUACAUCUAUGGAUUAUAUGAAUGAAAGGGGUGGGGCAUGCCCGCAGGAUGCCAUCAAGUCAAACCUCAACAUAUCUUCAGAAUCCAAAGAUUCAGAAGAUGAUACUUUUACUUGCACAGCUUAUGUCUGAAUGUACUUGCUACGUAUUCAUAUUUAUUAUUACCUGGCACCAACAUGUAAUCAUUGGUGCUGCAUGUAAGACUGUCCAAUGAUUGUAUGCAAAGUGAAGAAGUCGAUGUGUUGCACAAAAGCAACUUGAUAACGCAGAUCUCUGUCCUAAUAUACACGUGUGCCUUCGAUACAUUUGCUAGGAGUUCACUUCCCUCCAAUGCCUUGUUAAUGCUCAGAGUAGCAACUGUGAUAGUUAACACUCCCUGGCUCUUUAGCCCCGACUUGAUGACCUUAAUGAAUGUUAAGACUGCAAGUACUUAGUUUAAAAAAGGAAAAGUGUCUUGCAACAUUGUGAAGGCUUCUAUGUGAGAGUAACGAAUGGUGGUUUACAUUGCAAAUGCUUAAAGCUGCUGAAUCUCUUGAUAUCAACAAAGGUGAAAAACAUGUUUUAAAAAAAGAUGUCCAAUGUGACACCUGCUGCUGUAAAUAAGUGUAGAUUGUUUGAAGGACAUUGACUUUGUUACUUUUUUCUGUGUUGAACUUGAAUCAGGAAAUAGUGUCUAUAGAUUGGGAUUAUUUAUUUAUGAAGUUGAUAUUGGAGAGGUUAUUGAUUUGUUGUGGUAUGGCUGUAAAUAUAUAAAUAUUAAAAAUAUAUAUAUUGUACCGGAGUUACACUUUUUUUAAUUUUGAAAAUGAUUUUUAUCCUUGAUCUUAUUGGAUACUGGAUGUUGCACCAUUCUAAAGGAUUUCUAGCAUGCUGUAGAACAAGCUAAACUAGAUUAGCAUGUUGAGCAUUGGGUCUGUCUAUUGAGAAAUAACGUAGGACAUUCAACUUUUUUUUAAACUUACAAAGAUAAUUAAAUAUACACAAAUUUUACAGUCUUAUUCCACUUUUUGUUUCAUUUCCAGUUACAAGCUAUCCCAAUCACUUAAACGCAAAAGGCUAUUAAUAAUUUUGGCCUUGAAGUUUGAUACUAACUCCUAUUCAGUCCACCUUUCACACUGUGCAGCUGUUAUUUAAUAUUUUUGUCAUUUUUAUAGAGAAAACUGUUUGUUACACCAGUCUUUUUUUUUUUUUUUUUUUAGUGACAACAACCACUGUUAUGCAUCUUGUGAGUAUCACUUUGUUUUCACUGUGAAAUAACAGGCACAUACGGUAGAGUGGAAAGAAGAGUGUUGUGUACUUGUUGCACAGCACAUUGCUUGUUUGUUUAUUCCCAUUGCUCUGAGCUGUCAAUUGCUUUUUUUUUUUAAUAAAAUA
Messenger RNA from Dunckerocampus dactyliophorus (ringed pipefish), 4157 nucleotides. RefSeq names its product low-density lipoprotein receptor-like. The coding region runs from base 138 to 2684 and encodes 848 amino acids. NCBI's taxonomy places the organism in Eukaryota, Metazoa, Chordata, Actinopteri, Syngnathiformes, Syngnathidae. Gene Ontology annotation, molecular function: calcium ion binding; protein binding. The record is from RefSeq and is a predicted model, not a curated record. The transcript is spliced from 18 exons.